This is a messenger RNA of Acanthosepion pharaonis, 897 nucleotides long. The record is from the annotation of a GenBank genome assembly. NCBI's taxonomy places the organism in Eukaryota, Metazoa, Mollusca, Cephalopoda, Sepiida, Sepiidae.
AUGAUACCAGUUAGCCUUGUGCACGCAUCCCUGGUAGCCCCAGUAGCCCUGGUAGCCCUGACAUCCCUGGUAGCCCUAGUAGCCCUGGUACCCCGGGUAGCCCUGGUAGCCCUGACAUCCCUGGUAGCCCUGGUAGUCAUGGUAGUCCUGGCAUCCCUGGUAGCCCUAGUAGCCCUGGUAGCCCUGACAUCCCUGGUAGCCCUAGUAGCCCUUGGUAGCCCUGGCAUCCCUGGUAGCCCUAGUAGCCCUUGCCCUAGUAGCCCUGGUAGCCCUGGCAUCCCUGGUAGCCCUAGUAGCCCAGGAAUCCCUGGUAGCCCUAGUAGCCUUGGUAGCCCUGACAUCCCUGGUAGCCCUGACAUCACUGGUAGCCCUGGUAGUCCUGGUAGCCCUGGCAUCCCUGGUAGACCUAGUAGUCCUGGUAGCUCUGGCAUCCCUUUAGCACUAGUAGACCUGACAUCCCGUAGCCCUGUCAUCCCUGGUAGCCCUGGUAGCCCUGGCAUCCCUGGUAGCCCUAGUAGCCCUAGUAGCCCUGGUAGUCCUCGUAUCCCUGGUAGCCCUGGCAUCCCUAGUAGCCCUGGUAGUCCUCGUAGCCCUGGUAGUCCUGGUAGCCCUAGUAGCCCUAGUAGCCCUGGUAGUCCUCGUAUCCCUGGUAGCCCUGGCAUUCCUAGUAGCCCUGGUAGUCCUCGUAGCCCUGGUAGUCCUGGUAGCCCUGGCAUCCCUGGUAGCCCUAGUUGCCCUGGUAGUCCUCGUAUCCCUGCAAAGUAUCUAUGGCUUAAAUUAAUUAAAUUAAAUUCUUCUGAACCAAUACGGGUAGACAACAAAAAUAGAAAUGAAAGAACCUCAAUCAAUAUCUAUCUAUCUAUCUAUCUAUCUAUCUAUCUAUCUAUCUAUCAUUAA